CUACACUAUUGCGGCACAGAGGAAGAGCACGUUGUAAGUAGGAAGGUUUGAGCCGCACCUCGCUCGAAACUUUGAGCCGCCGUUCAUUUGAAUGUUUUAAUAUUUUCCUGGUAGGAUUUCAGCUUCCAGCUAGACGUAGCUGUAGCUAAAAAUUUUACGUGUAUUUCUAAUAUUCGGGUUUCUACCUAAUCGUCGUUUUGCCGUUAAUUCAAGCGCAGAAGACCCGUUAGCUCACGUGCUAACUUCCUGAACAGUUACCGUUAGCGGGCUUGUUGCGACCAUGUCCGGCGGAGGCAUUGUCCGUGGACCCGCGGGCAGCAACGACUGUCGGAUAUACGUGGGGAAUCUGCCCCCAGACAUUCGCUCCAAAGACGUGGAAGAUUUGUUUUACAAAUACGGGGCCAUUCGUGAUAUCGAUCUGAAAAACCGGAGAGGAGGACCGCCGUUCGCCUUUGUGCAGUUCGAGGACCCGAGGGAUGCUGAGGAUGCUGUUUAUGGCCGUGAUGGUUAUGACUACGAUGGAUACCGCCUGCGCGUUGAGUUUCCCAGGAGUGGAAGGGGUGGUGGUGGAGGAGGAGAAAGAGGAGGUGGUGGUGGUGGUGGAAGUGGAGCAAUGGGACCCCCAAGGGGAAGGCACGGUCCCCCGUCCCGCCGCUCUGAGUACAGGGUUGUUGUGUCAGGUCUUCCCCCCAGUGGAAGCUGGCAGGACCUGAAGGAUCACAUGCGAGAGGCAGGUGAUGUAUGUUAUGCUGAUGUGUUCCGUGAUGGCACCGGGGUUGUGGAGUUUGUCCGCAAAGAAGACAUGACCUACGCUGUCCACCAAUUGGAUAACACCAAGUUUCGUUCUCACGAGGGAGAGACGGCCUACAUUCGCGUGAAGACGGACGGUCCUCGCAGCCCCAGCUACGGUCGAUCUCGCUCCCGUAGCCGUAGCCGCAGCCGCAGUCGAAGCCGGAGCAAGAGCGGGUCGCGCAGCUUCUCCCCUCGUCGCAACAGGGGGUCUCCGCGUUACUCUCCCAGGCGUUCCCGCUCCCGCUCUCGCACCUAGAUUCACCUGACCUCAACUAAAGAGCUGGAGAGGGAAUCUUCACAUACCCUAACAACCAUGUAUACUGACCACAAACAUCUUGUGUGUGUGUGUGUGACCUAUUCAUAUUGUUAUGCUGUGUGUUUGCUUUUCCCAAACUUUUUGUUGCAGUUUCUUUUUUGUUUUGGGUUUAUUUUAUUUUUUAAUUUUUGCAGAGCAGAAGUACACAAACCAGUCACCUGGUCUGUGUACAUGGCAUCUUUUGAUCUGCCGUGCUUCCCUUUUUUCCAUUCUCGCCAACACCGUUUCUGCUUACCAUCUUUCCCUCUCCUCUAUUCUUUUCUUGUGCUGAUUGUCCUCGUUCUAUGCUUUAUGUUUGGUUUAGUCUGUGAAGAUUUUACUUCCCCAAACAUUUACUAUUGUCCUUUGACCUUCUUGUGUGUCUCUCUAUAGAGUUCAGAGGAACAAGAUAGGAUGGGAACAGAGGAAACAGUUCAUAUUAGGAUAAACAGGAGGAGGAGGAGGAGUCAAAUGUGGCCCCAAUGGUAUGAUGGCUGUGCCUUGUCAACUGUGAAAUCUGCAUUAUAAGGCUGUCCAUCUUUUUUUUUUGUUUACAUACACUUGACAGUAGAGUGAAUUUUUGAAUGUUUUGAGUGCAAACAAGUUCUGUACACCACUUAGUAUUUUGAGGCCCGAAGCUUGUGUUCUUUGCUUUUGCUCAUCUUUUAGUCUCUAAAGUAUUUCUUGGGUUUUUUGGGAUUGAUCAUAGACGUGCCCCUUGUUUUUCUCAGCGUAAAACCCCCUCGUCGAUGCAUUUAUUGACAUUUUAAAAUAAUUUUUGAAGGUGUGAUUCUAACUUACCUCCUUCUCUUUGGUUCUGCUGGUAUUCUAAAGGUUUGGACUGGGCUCAUUGUCUCUCCAUUCCGGAGCCGCAUCAGGAUUCAGGAUCAGAUCAGGAUUAGGAUUAGGCUUCGGGAUGGAUACAUGGAGCAGGAGCAUGGGAGCAUUUUACUGGGAGAGGAUCCCGACCCCUGGCCCUGUCCACUUAAACCCAUCAAACCGGAAUUGUAGUGAGAUAUUCAAACUAAAUUGGCUGUCAAAUAAACCAAAUCACUUUUCCAAUUCCUGUUGGACCUCAAAGACACAGUUACUGGCGGAAACGUGAUGAGCGAGUUGUUUUUCAGACUUUUGUUUUUUAAAUUAUAAAUACGAAGAGCAAAGCUUGGAUCAAAACCAGGAGGAGGGCUGGGAAGUGCAGGAUGGAUCGACACCCUUAAGGAGAGUGGUAAAUAGUGGGCAACAGUGGAGGAGGGAGGGACGUGGGAGGAAUGGGAGGCGACAAGGGAAUGUGACCGUAUCGUGGUUUGUAUCUUUUUCUUCAUUUUUUUCCAGGACGAUGAUUUCGGAUUUAUUUUCUUAAGUAUACUCUUCAGUAUCUCAAAGCUUUAUUCUCUUUUAAUAAAAGUUUCAAUAAUACAA
This is a messenger RNA of Scophthalmus maximus (turbot), 2506 nucleotides long. It is a transcript of the gene srsf1b, whose product is annotated as serine and arginine rich splicing factor 1b. Gene Ontology annotation, molecular function: mRNA binding. Bases 281 to 1048 code for a protein of 255 amino acids. NCBI's taxonomy places the organism in Eukaryota, Metazoa, Chordata, Actinopteri, Pleuronectiformes, Scophthalmidae. The transcript is spliced from 4 exons. Gene Ontology annotation, cellular component: cytoplasm; ribonucleoprotein complex; nucleus. The record is from RefSeq and is a predicted model, not a curated record.